AUGGCGCCCAUCUUUCGCUCCAUGGACAAGACCAUCGGCGCGCACUGGGAAGAGACCAUGAUUGAGAUGAGCCGGACGAUGAUGGUGCCCCUCAACGCGCGGCUCAUGGGGCAGAUGGGGUUGGACCAGCACACCACGGAGCCCAUUGCAUUUCUCGACAGCGCGUGCGGGGCUGGACCAGCGACGCAGGAGCUUUUCAAGGCUGUGCCCAGAGAGUUCCUGGAGAAGAGCGAGGUUGUUUGUGCGGAUGGAUCGCCUAUGAUGGUUGGGUUGGUGGAGAGGAGGAUCCGGGAGGAGGGAUGGGUUGGGGCGAGUGCGAGAGUUUUGGAUGCCAUGGAUUCUGGGUUAGCUGAGAACUCGUUGACGCACGUCGUCGUCGGCCUCGGUCUGCAUCUCAUCCCCCGCCCCGACAGAACCAUCAAAGACGUCGUCAGGAUCCUCAAACCCGGCGGGGUCUUUGGCUGUAUCACACCGCACAUCGACCACAUAGGCUGGGUUGCGGACGUGAGGUCAGCGUUUGCGUCCUUCCCCUUUGACGCGCCGUUUGAGGAGAAGAAUCGGGCGCAGGUUCACGAUGUCGGGCGGUGGUAUAAUGAGGAUUGGGUGAGGGGGUAUCUACAGGACAGCGGGUUCGAAGACGUCAAGACAUGUUUGGAGAGCGGGACGGUCAGGGUGAGGGAUGCGAGGCACUGGCUGGACGUGUUUGGACCGGUUGUUGCGUUGAUUGUGAACAUGGAGUGGAGUGAGGAGUUGAGGGGGGAGCACGAGUUGGAGGAGGUGAAGGGGUUGAUGAAGGAGCAUUUGGAGGGGAAGUAUGGGGGAAAUGGGUGGGAUGUUGGAUUUGCCUGUAUUGUUGCUUCUGGAGUUGUUGUGAAGUAA
Messenger RNA from Colletotrichum fioriniae, 879 nucleotides. RefSeq lists its product as uncharacterized. Gene Ontology annotation, molecular function: S-adenosylmethionine-dependent methyltransferase activity. Lineage: Eukaryota; Fungi; Ascomycota; Sordariomycetes; Glomerellales; Glomerellaceae. The record is from RefSeq and is a predicted model, not a curated record.